GGGGGGCAUGGACAAAAGACGUCCAGUGUAAAGUACGUUGUGAAUAAUAAAAAUAAACAAACGAGGAAACCACCAAAGAAUGCCAGAUAGACUGUUGGAGCUCUUGACUAGACUUGUUAAGACAGACACUUGUGAAGUGAACAGAUACGACGAUGUAAAGCUAAUCUUGCCAUUAAAGUGACUUUGGAACAACAUCGUAACAGUCAGAAAAGUGCAAUCAGUUAACAAGUCAAAAAGAAAAUUUUUAAAGAUGUCUCAUCCAGAAGCCAACGUCGUAACCCACGAGUUAACCGAAGUUAACCUGACCGGACGUGGCCGUGUAGAUAUGUCCAACUUCGAAUUGCUGAAAGUACUCGGAACUGGAGCGUACGGAAAAGUGUUCCUGGUGAGGAAGCAAGGUGGCAAUGACCACGGAACUCUUUACGCCAUGAAGGUCUUGAAGAAGGCUUCCAUCGUGCAAAAGAAAAAAACGGCCGAGCACACCAUGACGGAGCGCCAGGUCCUCGAAGCCGUCCGACAAUCGCCGUUCCUAGUGACUCUCUACUACGCCUUCCAGACCGACGCCAAGCUCCACCUCAUUCUCGAUUACGUCAGUGGAGGAGAGCUAUUCACACACCUGUACCAACGGGAGAGAUUCGCAGAGAACGAAGUGCGCAUCUACAUAGCGGAGAUCAUUUUAGCUCUGGAACAUUUGCAUAAGCUGGGCAUCAUUUACCGAGAUAUCAAACUGGAAAAUAUAUUGCUCGACUCGCAAGGCCACAUCGUAUUGACCGACUUUGGACUUAGCAAGGAAUUCCUGCCGCACGAGAAGAAUACUAGGGCCUAUUCGUUUUGCGGUACGAUUGAAUACAUGGCUCCUGAGAUCGUGCGAGGCGGAGGCGCAGGCCACGAUAUGGCCGUCGAUUGGUGGGGCGUAGGAGUGCUCACUUACGAACUGUUAACUGGCGCAUCUCCUUUCACAGUCGAAGGCGAGAAAAACAAUCAACAAGAGAUUUCUAGACGCAUUUUGAGCAUCCACCCACCUAUUCCACAAGAUUUAUCGAUAGAGGUAAAAGACUUCAUUGGGCAACUGUUGACAAAAGAUCCAAGUCGGCGACUUGGUGGUGGCCCAUCAGAUGCUGUGGAACUCAAACAACAUUCCUUUUUCAGAAAUUUGAAUUGGGAUGAAGUGGGCAAAAAAUUAGUGCGCGCGCCGUUCAUACCGCGCAUCGCCGACGAGCUGGACGUCAGCAAUUUCGCGGAAGAAUUCACGGGAAUGGCCGCGACAGAUUCGCCCGCCAUAGUUCCCGCCAACGUCGAUAAAAUUUUCAAGGGCUAUUCUUACAUAGCCCCGUCUAUCCUAUUCACGGACAACAUCAUCAGCGAAGAUUUAUUCGCCUUAUCAGCUGAUAACAAACCGACACUCUCCAACAUAAUCGGCGCCAGAUUUAAGAGAAAGACGAAGAAAUGGACAGCUGACAUCUUUCCCUCUCGUUUCCAGAAUUCCACGUUCUUCCUUCAUUACCAUAUGGACUUGCGGGAACAAAUGCUGGGCGAUGGCAGCUUCUCGAUUUGCCGGCGCUGCGUUCAUAAGGCCAGCGGCCAAGAAAUGGCCGUUAAAAUCGUUUCCCGUCGCCUUGACUGCAGCCAAGAAAUCAGCUUACUACGCAGCUGCCAAGGCCAUCCGAAUGUCGUGCGACUGCACGACGUCUUUUACGAUGAGGCGCAUACGUAUAUCGUCAUGGAAUUGUUGAAAGGAGGCGAACUUCUUCAACGCAUCCGGCACCAAAAGCAAUUUACGGAAUCGCAAGCGGCCCGCAUUUGGCAGAAACUAGUGGCUGGUGUUCAUCAUGUUCAUAGCAAAGGCAUCGUCCAUCGCGAUUUGAAACCAGAGAAUCUGUUGUUUGAGAGCACGGAAGACGAUGCCGAAUUGAAAAUCGUUGACUUUGGAUUUGCGCGAUUUAAACCGGAACCGCAGAAAUUAUUAAACACGCCUUGCUUCACGCUUCAGUACGCUGCUCCGGAAGUACUGAAAACCGCCCUAGUGCCGAAAGACGGACGUUACGAGAACGGAUACGACGAGAGCUGCGAUCUGUGGAGCCUCGGAGUCAUCCUGUACACGAUGCUGUCCGGGCGAGCCCCUUUUCACGCCAACGGUCGUGAAGGAAAUGCCUCUGCUGUUAUGCAACGUAUUAAGACGGGUGAUUUCGAUUUCGACGGCGACGCGUGGAAGCAUGUCUCUUCCAGGGCGAAAAACAUAGUACAAGGUCUUUUGACGGUCGACCCGCAAAAACGGUUGACUUUAAACGAAGUCAUGGCUUCUAGUUGGCUAGUGCCAAAAAUUCGUGAACCUCCGCUCGGCUUCACGCCGUUAAUGACUCCCGGAAUCUUGUGCAUUCGCUCUUUUGCCAAGACAACUGAACUGGCUGUCAAGCAAACCAUAGAUGCUUUCCAUAUGGCCGCCAGGGAGGGAUUCAGAUUGCAGGACGUGUGCAAUGCAAGAUUGGCUCAACGACGGAAAGCCAAACGAUCAUCCAAUGACGCUAGAAGCGUUUCGACUUCCAGUAGUUUCUCAUCGAGUUCUUCAGGCAACUCGUCGAUGCGAACAGCCAGCAAAGGAGAAGGCUCUGCCUCUUGGUCUUCUGUUGGCUUCACGCCGCGCAAAAUGACGUCGGAAGACGACAACGUGUUCAGCUUUCGCGAAGCCCGUGUUCAAGAAUACCUGUCUAGCCUGUCGGAGGCCGAGUCCUCCAGUCGGGACUCUUUCCACAAGCUGCAAGAGAAAGAGGAAUCGCGUUCGACCAAGAACAGCUGGGGCAAUGGUAUCUGUGAUAGUCUAUCCUCUGUCGUUGACGAUAAAAUCAAAGAGGCCCCUCCGGCGCAAGAUUUGAGCCUACCCGGACCAAGUAGCAAUGACAGCAUCAUUCUCAUGCCUAUCUCGUUAUCGACGAGGUCCAAGAAGAGGACGCCCAAUAAAACGUUACUGCCCACCACCAACCCGGUCGGCCCCCAACAAGGCCAAAUGAAUUGCGAAGAAGAUGCGUCACUGGCGUGCACAAACACUUGGAAACAGCACCAGCAAUAUUCUGCAGCGACAGAAUUCGAACGUCCACUGACGAGAGCCCGCAAGCGUCACAUGGCUCACGCCAACGAUGUUCAACCUUAUAUCCAGCCCAUCCCUAAGCGGCGAAAGAAUUUAUGAGAGAGAAAGAGAUAGAACGAAAAAUGUCUUAAUCAUUUGCCUAUACUGCGGAUUUCGUUGGGAGUUACGAAGAGUAUUUAAUCCUUCAAAAGCCGUUAAUGUUUUCGGUUAGUGUCUUGGGAGAGGGGGGGGGGUUCGCUCUACGUCUUGUAGAUAUCAACCGUUUCAAUUGUUCCUUGGUAACGAUGACGGGGGAACUUGUACAUAUGUCGUAUACUCCCCGUGAAUGAAUGUGUUAACGGUCCGCGUGCGAACUUUUCAACAUUCUGCCUCUAGUCAGUCGGAUCUGAGGCCUUAAACGUCAGCCGUGGUGUAGUGCUGUGUCCCUGACGAGGAGUUCAAAACAAAACAAAACAAAAAAAAAAAAACCCGCAGCCUAUCCGCCGUGUGUUCUAUUGUGGGGUUUGUCGGCUUACGAGUGCCUUAUGAGAAAUUACGUCGACAGAGCUGAAUGUACAAUGUAAAGUUGCUAUAAGGGUGAAGACCUGCUAGUUAGUUGACAUUUGUUUAUUUUUUUUUUUUUCCAUUCAUUGGGAUGCAGUCACGAGAAAACUUCUUUCAAAAAUAGGCGUGAAAACGGCUACACUAGUCCUCGAAAACAGUUGAUUUUUACAUCCAAUCGGCUUGUUUUGUUCAAACUUAAAAGCUUCUUGGUUUUCACACUUUCUGCCGUGGCUUUUGUGUUUCUUUUCUUUACGUGCCCCACCUUGUUAAAUUGUCAUGUUGAACAUAAGAAGCCUUUGAAUUUCGUCGGCCAAGUUCAUGGCCGAUGCAAGAAAACUCUUUCUCUAUAUGCCUUUACUUCUGCUUUUCUACGGGUCACGUGGCCGUGAGUAGGUUUUUUUUUUCUUUUUUUUUUUUUUGUCUCCGCAAUGCGAUAAGUAUGGCGGAUGACUGAAGGAAGGAAGCACGGAGAACACAUUCAAAACACAUUCAAACUACUCACGCGAAAGAAACAACUUCUCAUAGUCUCGCAUAGUAGCAAAUUCGGAAUCACUUACUGUCACUAGAUGAAAACUAAUGUUUUGUGCGUGUUGUGUAUUUUUUAACCGAUAGUGCUUGAAUACAGUGACGUAGUUUCGCGAAUGCCAAACAAGUCGCCUACUUGUUCAUGUGGCGAGGUUCUGUACGAAGCUGUCAAAGGUCUCAGUAAAAAUUAGAAGCGCUAGGUGUGGCUAAGAUAGAAAACGGUAUUUGAUUUAAGUUGUCGCAGAGAAAACGAUCAAUCGGAAAGUGAUCUUGAGAUCCCCCACAUUUUGUUUGUCCUAUUAUUGAUUGAGAGUUUUUGUUUUUUAUGAGACUUGUUGUAUGUGUAUCAUUAUGAAAUUGACAUGUUUUGAAUACUUGUGAAGAUAUAUAGUGUUUAAAUGGAGUUUAUGAUCGCGAAAGGAAUAUUAUAUGCAGUAGCACAAUGA
This is a messenger RNA of Daphnia carinata, 4596 nucleotides long. Its product is annotated as ribosomal protein S6 kinase alpha-5-like. NCBI's taxonomy places the organism in Eukaryota, Metazoa, Arthropoda, Branchiopoda, Diplostraca, Daphniidae. The transcript is spliced from 18 exons. The coding region runs from base 251 to 3181 and encodes 976 amino acids. The record is from RefSeq and is a predicted model, not a curated record. Gene Ontology annotation, biological process: regulation of DNA-templated transcription; protein phosphorylation. Gene Ontology annotation, molecular function: protein serine/threonine kinase activity; ATP binding.